AUGGCUGCCAACUUCACCACAAGUGAAUGUACCCCACGGCAGGAUGACCUCUCACUCCAACACAAAGUUGAUGCCGCAAUCAACGAGGCGAUAUCCCGUGGCGACCCUGAUCUAGCCGUGAACAUGGCCCAGACACAUGUCAACUCAUUCGGCAACGCAGAGCUAAGAUCUAUGCUAAGUAAUGCUCUCCACAGAGCAGAUUGUGGAAACGAUCGGCAGCAGUUGGAAACAUACCAGUCAAAGCUUCGCAGAAGAUAUAUGCCCAGUAUCAAGCACAAAAAGGCCUACGUGAGGGAUACCUACCAAUAUGCGGGAUUUAUGAGGCUCCUCGUGCGACUGAGACAGGACGGCAAAGCUAAGACCGAGCAAAGAGUUGCAGAAAGAUUGGCCUUGGAGUUGCAGCGCGAAUACAGCGACAACCUAGCUUCAGCGGCUGAGGGCAGAGUUGGGGGGCCACUCAAGGACACCGAGAGCAAAAACGACUCUCCAGGGACGCGUGUCAGUGAGGCCGUUGAUGAGACUGCUCAGUGUUCAAGGCCGGCCAUAUGUUCGGAAGUUAUCGAAGACGAUCUCGUGUACUCUCCGCCACAAGUAAUGACAGCCAAGCCAAGUGAGCACCACGCGAACUCAGCCAAAGCAGAAGUCAUCGAGAUGGCGAACCCUACAAGAAGUCAUCCCAUACCAAGCGUGGAGGUUCACACUCCGAUUCGGCCUGGGCCUCAGAAAUGCGAGAUUCAGCCUCUCUGCUCCAACUUUGGAGAGAGGUGGUAUUGCGAUGUACACUCUAUCACGCUAUGCACCGCACGAGCACUAAAAAGACACAGGAGGGAAGAAGAAGAAGGGUGCGAGGUAUCCGAUGAUGGCAGUGGUGGUGAUGAAGUCGAGGUGGCUCGGGCCGGCCCACCGAAACCGACUCCUCGGAUGAUUGGCAAGGAGGAGCCCGAAGCUGUGAUGAUCGCGCCAAGGAAGGGUAGAUAUGACAGGCAUGGUAUCUUGAUACCCAAUACAGCAGAGGAUAAGGAGCUCGUGAAAAGAUUCUUGGCGGCCAAAAAAGAGAAGUGA
Pseudocercospora fijiensis CIRAD86 is the source of this 1062-nucleotide messenger RNA. RefSeq lists its product as uncharacterized. The coding region runs from base 1 to 1062 and encodes 353 amino acids. The record is from RefSeq and is a predicted model, not a curated record. The transcript has a single exon. Lineage: Eukaryota; Fungi; Ascomycota; Dothideomycetes; Mycosphaerellales; Mycosphaerellaceae.